This is a messenger RNA of Drosophila elegans, 1829 nucleotides long. Its product is annotated as esterase B1. Bases 166 to 1788 code for a protein of 540 amino acids. The record is from RefSeq and is a predicted model, not a curated record. NCBI's taxonomy places the organism in Eukaryota, Metazoa, Arthropoda, Insecta, Diptera, Drosophilidae. The transcript is spliced from 4 exons.
GCACACUGAGGCAGCGAAAGCUACAAAAGCAAACUGGAAAUCAGCUGUCUCAGAGAAUUUGUUGUUUCACUUGUAUUUUGUUUUGCGCGAUAAAAAGGGCCAUAAAUGCUUUUCCACCGCUAGAUAAAAUUGUUCGUGAGUGGCGCUGGCAGUUAACUGUGGAUCAUGGAGAGCUUGCAGGUGAACACGACCAGCGGCCCGGUGCGCGGAAAGCUGCGCAGAGGUGUCUACGGCGACGAGUACGUCAGCUUCGAGCGGAUUCCGUACGGCCAACCGCCGGUGGGUCCGCUCCGCUUCAGGGCACCGCUGCCCGUGGAACCCUGGUCCCAAGUGCUGGACUGCAGCACGCCGGGCAAGAAGCCACUCCAGUUCAACCAGUUUACCAAGCAGCUGGAGGGCGUCGAGGACUGUCUGUACCUUAAUGUCUACGCCAAGGAGCUCAACUCGGCGAGUCCUUUGCCGCUGAUCGUCUACUUUUUUGGCGGUGGCUUCGAGAAGGGCGACCCCACGAGGGAGCUGCACAGUCCUGACUACUUUAUGAUGCGCGACGUGGUCGUGGUGACGGUUUCCUAUCGCGUCGGUGCCCUCGGAUUUCUGAGCCUGCACGAUCCCGCUGUGGGAGUGCCCGGAAACGCUGGUCUCAAGGAUCAACUGCUGGCGCUGCAGUGGAUCAAGGGAAAUGCGGCUAAUUUCAAUGCGGAUCCCAACAAUGUGACCGCGUUUGGGGAAAGUGCCGGGGCCGCCUCAGUUCACUACCUGAUGCUCAAUCCCAGGGCAGAGGGUCUGUUCCACAAGGCCAUCAUGCAAUCGGGCAAUGUGCUCUGCUCCUGGGCCUUCUGUUCCACGGAGAACCUGCCCCAUCGGUUGGCUGUCAACUUGGGAAUGGAUAGUGGCGGGCAUGUGACCGACGCCAUGGUCUUGGACUACCUGCAGAGUGUGCCGGGGGAGAAACUCGUGCGACCGUAUCUCCUCACCGAAGCGGAGCUCCUGGACGACUGCUUCUUCCAGUUCGGACCCAUGGUGGAGCCCUAUAACACAGAGCACUGUGUGCUGCCCAAGCGGCCGCAGGAUCUGAUGCACACGGCCUGGGGAAACAGGAUACCGGUCCUGAUGAGCGGCACUUCCUUCGAGGGACUGCUGAUGUACCCCCGGGUGCAAAUGGCUCCGUUUUUGCUGACCAGCCUCAAGAAGGAACCGGAGCACAUGCUGCCGCUGAAUGUGAAGCGGAAUCUGCCCCAGGCACUGGCCCGACAUCAGGGCCAGCAGCUCCAGGAGACCCACUUCGGCGGAUGCGACCCCUCGUCCAUGUCGCCGGAAACCUUAAUCGCAUAUUGCGAGUACGCCAGCUACAAGGUCUUCUGGUAUCCGAUCCUGAGAACCCUGAAGUCCCGGCUCAGCAACUCAAAAGCGCCCACCUAUCUGUACCGCUUCGACUUCGACUCGCCCACGUUCAAUCACCAGCGAUUAAAGUACUGCGGCGACAAGUUACGCGGCGUGGCCCACGUCGAUGAUCACUCUUACCUGUGGUACGGCGACUUCUCCUGGAAGCUGGACAAGCACACGCCCGAGUUCCUGACCAUCGAGCGGAUGAUUGACAUGCUGACAAGCUUCGCCAGGACCUCGGAUCCGAACUGCAAGCUCAUCGAGGACCAGCUUCCGCGAGCCAAGGGAUGGAAGCCCCUGGGCAACGACUCCGCUUUGGAGUGCCUCAACAUCUCAGAGAACAUUAGGCUGAUGGAACUGCCGGAGCUGCAGAAGCUCAAAGUCUGGGAGAGUGUCUGCCAAUGAAAUUAAUGUCUUUAGAAUUUACAAUAAUAAUUAUAAUCAAA